AUGCCCGCUACCGCGCUGCGAUUCCUUCUGAGUUCUGCGCCAAGAACCCCCCCCCCCCCCCCCAUGUACAUCACCCUCUACUACCUAGUCACCCGGCUCCCUGACUCCCUUCGCUCAGUCAAGGACCACUUCCUCUCAGUUUGCCCCACCACACUCACCGUUGACCUCCUUGAGGAGCGCCUCCUGGCAGCUGAGAAGAGUAUAGUUGCUGUAGGAGCCUCUUGUUGUGACCCUCGUUCCCCCUUCUUUGAGGGGCCCCCUCCCCCCUUUUGCCCUCUAUUGCCUUUGGUGCUGCCGUCGACUUCGUUGGCACCGAGUCGGUCGGCGCUGCAUCUGCCCCUAGCGGGAGACGCCGCACUGGCAAGGGCAAGGGGGGCAAGGGCGCUGGAGGGGCUGGCGGGGGCGGUGGAGGUGGCAGUGGAGGCGGCGAAGGGAGUGGGGGUGGCGGUGGGAGUGGUGGCGGGGGUGGGGGCUUCGGUGGCGGCGGUGGAGGAGGAGGCGGUGGCGGCGGUGGCGGUGGGAGCGGAGGAGGAGGCGGUGGCGGCGGCGGUGGAGGUGGCGGCGGCGGCGGUGGAGCGGGUCGGGGUGGCUCUGCACAGCGGGGCGGCUUCGGUGGUGGUCAGCGCCAGCAGCAGCAGCGCACUCGUGAGACCCCGCCCCCCCAGCAGCUUCGUGAGUGGUACGCUGCGCAUCAGCGGGGUGGGGGUGCUGGUCCUUGUGCCUACGUCCUGCGUACCGGCGACCGCAUUGCUGUUUAGGCCGGGGGUUGCUAUCUUUGAUCUGGAUUAUGAUGCUACUCUUGCUGCCAUGUUUGUUGUGUCUACUAGUGAUGAGGGUGACUGUUACCUGUGUGUUCCGCCUGACCCGGGCAUUGCGGUUGCUGCUCUAGGUGCUGGUGAGGCUGCUGCUCUAGGUGCUAGUGCGUCUGCUGCCCCAGGUGCUGGUGAAUCUGCUGUCCUAGGUGCUGGUGAGUUUGCUCUCUCAGGUACCACAACGGCUCAGGCCUAA
Closterium sp. NIES-65 is the source of this 1008-nucleotide messenger RNA. NCBI's taxonomy places the organism in Eukaryota, Viridiplantae, Streptophyta, Zygnematophyceae, Desmidiales, Closteriaceae. The record is from the annotation of a GenBank genome assembly.